AUGCCUUCAUUUGACCCUAUCCCGGGAUACGCUGAUCUUUGUCAGAAGUUCCAGAUCGACAACGAUGCGCGGGAUUGUGCCUGGAACAUCAUCACGACGGUCUGGGAGACCCGUGGAAUGAUGUCGAACCACUCAGAUGGCGCAAACAACUUGCUCGUUCAGGUGGUUCACGAUGGCAUCCAUAGUGACUCGACAGUUUUUCAGAACGAGAUCAGCACCAUUGUCAACAAGGUCUAUAAGAAGGAGUACUACGGCCAGCCUGCCGAUUUCUUUCUCUCCUCUGUCAAGAUCAUCUUCUAUACUCAGAAGAUGGUGGUGCUUCCGACCUAUAUCGGAGAAGUCAACCUGGGCGUUUUGGAUAUCUAUCUCGCAGAAGGACACAUGAUUCCGAUGCAAUGGUUCCCGAUUGUGAACCCAAACUCUGAUCUGCCAGCAGAGCCACUGGGCUUCGUCAAGUUGAACUGCGUCAUUAACACUCUCCUGGAGAAGGGAGCUGUGCAGAAACGCGCCCCUGACGCGCUUGCGGACUGGGACCUGCGCCGAGAGCCACCGAGGAUUCUUCAGAUCCCCAGGCUCAACCUGAGGAAGGUUGCUCCUCAUCAGUACAACAUCAAGUUCAACUUCUACAAAGGGUUUGACCUUCCUUUCUCCACAGGGCGUUUCUCUGCCGACCCAGGUGUUCGGGUGAUAACAGCUUGCGGUGUGGUCAAAGGCGACCCGCAGGCUAACACGAUCCGGCCAAACUGGAAUGUCCUGAUACAGGCACCCUUCUACGAGCCGAACUAUCACGACUUGAUUUUUUGCCAAGUGGUCUGUGCAACUUCCAAACAAGUUCUGUCACAGUUGGUGCUGAGUUGGAAAGAAUUGGUUUGUAACCAAGACAGGUUUCGUGCUCCGCGAUGGAUUGACAUCUAUCAACGAGAAUCUAACGCCUUUGACCGACUUUUUACUGUUCCGGGAACUUUGACUGGGGUAGAUCAGACGCCCUCUCAGUUCCUGGAGCAAAUCUCGGCCACCAGCCAAUACAAGGGUUACUCUUCUCCAAUCAAUUACGGAGGAAGAGUUCUGCUUGGGAUCGAAUUGGAGCCUCGAAAGUUUGAAACUGGUGAGCCAUCUCCUGCCAACAUUGCUUUGAAGCCCAAGGACUGUGAAGACAAAUGGUCAGAUCCAUACCAAAAGUGCAUGUUCAGGUUUCAGAUUUUCUAUGGUGAGGGUUUGAACAUCACUGGAAGCCUGUCUGCUGUCACCGUUGAGUUCUGUAUUGGAAGAAAGUCUGUGCAGUGCAAACCAGCAGCAAAAGCUGACAACGGCACGUUCGAGUUCUAUGCUGCAGUGGAGCUAGAGUGCGACUUUCCCUUUGACGACUUGAGAGACAAUCCCGAUGGUCUGCCUGGAAAACUCAGCACUGGAUCGGGAACAUGGAAUCCUGCACACUUUGUCAGGAAUCUGCCAGACUGUGUCGUCAAAGUCUACAGGACGGAUCCAAUGGGAGUAGGUAUAUUCCAGGAGCUCAUCGGCUUUUGGCGUGGGUCGGUCAUAUCCGUUCUCCUUGGAAGAGGGGACGAUUGGGCAGACAUCCAAGAUACUGUGUUCGUGGGCAUGUCAAAGUUUGACAACGGAACUGGCGAGACGUACAUGGGUGUUGAGUCGAUCAUGCUGAAUGCUGGAGAUUCAGCCCCUAGCCCAUCGAAGAAGGUCCCUUGGGGAAACGAGUUUCUUCCAGAUAGCAGGAAAAUCAUGCACCCGUACCUUGGGUUCCAAAUCAGAGAACUCCAGAGAGACGCUAGUUGCAAGAUUGCCAAAGAGGAACACGCAGGAUUUCUUGCGUUCUCAGCCAAGCUGUGGUUGCCGACAAGGGAAAAAUGCGCAAAUGCCCCGCCGUUCGGAUCUGGCCCCCCCAUCUUGAGCCCUUGGAAGGAAUGGAACAGGAUUCCAAUCCCCAAGCCAACUUCAGACCUGCUGCACUGGUAUGCAGGUUUCACGAUCAGGGCGCACGUGUACCAGGCAAAGCAGUUGCAAGGAAAGGCUGAGAGCGGAGUCGCCAGCUCGUUCGUCCGGCUACGAUAUGCCAACUAUCCGGUUGCUAACUCAGACACGGUGCACUUGACAAACAACCCGACGUAUGACACGACCUUGACUCUCUCUGACCUUGAGAUGAUUCUACUUCCCAACGUUCAUGAGCAAGAUUCUAGCGUGGAGGACUACAUGGUGGAUGCAGAGGUAGAAGAGUACUGUAAGACUAAGAAGGAGACCCUGAUGGCUAUGAUCCAGGAUUUGAGCGAGGUUGACGACAACCUUACGAUGUUGAGGAUCGCUCAGAGGAUUGAGCUGUCGGUAUGGGAAGAGAUCCCAAUGCCCUUCGGCAAAUCAACCCGAAUGAUCGGAAGGACUUUCAUUGACCCGGAGCAAUGUUUGACUCGCAAGACCAAUCCAGAGUGGAGGCACUUGUUCGAUGGCGAUCCGGCCGUCGAGCUGGGCUACAUCUUGUGCUCCUUCCAGGUCAUCCAUUGCGACGAGAGAAUCCUCAAGGAGGUUCCGCUGCCUCUCGUCCCCGACAAGUCGUCGGUGACCCGGGCCACCCCCACUGACAAGGCUCCCAUCACCUAUGUGGAGAUGAGGGAGUCAAAGAUUCAGAUCCAAGUGCUGGGGCUGAGAGACUUGACGGACCCAAUGCCUCCGAUCAUGAAGGUCAAGAAACCGUUUGUGGAGAUCUCUUGUGAUGACCCCAAGACUGCUGUCCAAGUGAAGCCGACGGACAGGCCCAGCCCGAACAACGCCAACUUCAUGGAAUGCCUCGAGAUUGAUAUACUCUUGCCCAAGGACGUCAACUACGCGCCGUGGUUGGACUUCUACAUCUACGACGAGCCUCUCCUCCCCCUCGGUCCCUGCAUCAUAGCGUACGGGAAUGUUCCUGUUUCAGAUUUCUACCUGGAUGAAGCCGAAGAUCUCGACAACUUGGAGGAGAAUGAGAAUGAGGACGAGGAUGCCAAGGCCAAGAGGAUUGCGGCAGAGAAACGGAAGCAAUUCUACACCUUCACGAAAGAUCUUCAGAAGGCCGGGACUGUGACACAGCGUCAGAGGAAGACCUUGGAAGCUUUCUGGGAGAAGAAGGAUGAAGCUGUUCAGCGCGCUUUCGAUCAGCACCUGGAGGCACCGGACCCCAAGAAGUUCUCAGAUCGAAUCUUCCAGUACCUGACAGACAAAGUUGUCAAGUCCGAGGACGACAGCGCAAAGAAGGAGGCCGUAAAGGCAGCCAAGGGCAAGAAGGGGGACAAGGGGAAGAAGAAGUCGUCGGCUGGAGACGCAGCAGCGGAGGUGCAGGCUGUGGAGGAGGUUGCAGAUCAAGGCGGCCAGCUGGACUACGUUGACUUGACUGCGCUGGUGGAUGGAGAUCGAGUCUCUGACAACGGAGAGGAUGCGGAUGUGCAAGAUGGGAAAAAGCAAGACGAUGCGGAGGCAGAGGGGGACGAUGAUCAUGCAGAUGCCCUUCUGGAUGAAGAUGACAUCUUGCCGGAUCAACAAGAGAAUGUCGACACGGCAGACGGGAAGCCGAACACGGAGUGGAUGCUUCUCAGAGCUCACAAGUCCUACGAUGUUCCUCUAGAGGUCGUCGGCUUGCUGGCCGUCAAAGCUUCCUCUCAAUCCUUCGAUGCAGGAGGAGCCGACCAUGUCAAGCUCUUUCGAGGACCGAUCAAGAACUUCAAGCAGAAAGAGGCGGAGGUGGUGGGGAUCUUGAAGUGUAAGGUCAAAGUGUACGAGAAGCAAGUGCUCACGGAGGAACAGCUUGCCAAGGGUCUGGAGCCCCAAUUCCUGGACCUGAAGGAGCUCAAGGAGGGACGGGAGGUGCCGUAUGAGAUGCCGGACAUCAACGAAAACUUUCCGAGCCAGGACGUGGAGAUUCGUGUUUACCUGCUCAGAGCUUUCCAGAUCACUCCUGUUCACAAUGACCUGAUUUCUAUUCACAAGAACACUGUCAGGAUCACCUUGGGCAACAAGACAUGGAAGUGGGAGCAAGACCAUGACCUCAUCAGCGCAAUAAACCCUCAGUUCUAUCGCUGUGCCGUCCUCAAAUCACCCCUUCCUGGCCCCUCUCAGAUGAAGAUUUCUCUAGUCCACCUCAAGGACGGCUGGAUGCCAGGAGAAGAAGUGAUCGGAGAGACUGUGAGUGGAGGAGAAUGGGGGCGGGGAUACUUCUGGCUGCCCGGCUGGAUCAUCGACCUUGAGGACAGAUGGUUCUGCGCAGAGUGGAGGGAGGAGACGAUCCACAAGCCGAGAGAAGUCCGAGAUCUGUACAGGAAGAACAAGCCAGGCAUCAGUGUCGGCAAACUUCAGCUCUUCCUGGAUGCGAAGCCUGUUGUGGAGGCCCCAGACUGGCCGAUCAAGGACAUCAACAUCUCAGGGCGUCAGAUGCCGCUCGAGAUGCGAAUGAUUGUCUGGAACCUCAUGCGGGUAGCUCCCAUGUCCGGCUACACGUCAAAUGUCAUCGUGUUUGCCGAGCUGAUCGGCUGGGGGAGGGCGAAGGAGACGGACACGGACUUGCUGGUGAAGGUGUCUAGGAAGGCCAUGUUCAACUACCGUUUGAAGUUCAAGGGGAUCAAAUAUCCUUCACCCGACCCAACGUUCCCUGUCAAAGACUUCCUCCUUCGCAUCUCGGUGUUCCACGAGGACAUGCUGGGAGUUCAAAACAAUAAGCUGAUCGCUGAGGGCAUCCUUCCUCUUGGGGAGAUUUUCCGCGAUUGCAUGCAAAGGAACUUGGGCAAGUCAUCCCCCGACGACAUGGAGAUCGUGUCUCUAGAGCCCGAGAACGCCGGCGAUCUGGAGAUGGACGAGGAGGGAACCAAGUAUCCCUUCCGCUGGUACAAACUGUGCCAUCCUGGUGGGCCCGGAAGAUAUGCCCACAAGAACUUCACCAAGGUCGGCUACGACUUCGAGAAGAACGCUCAGGCCAGCAUUCAGCUGACCAUCCAGGUCAUGCCGCGAGCCAAGGCAAGAGCGAACCCAGCAAUGCUCGGAUUCCGAGCGGGCCCGGCGAAACUCAAAGACCCCAACCGCCCUCCCCAGCCUGCCAACCCUCUCUUCUACCCUGACCAGUGCGCCGCGUACAUCGCGUACGUCUGCAAGGAGGCGAUCAACAACAAGAAGCCAUGCUGCAUCUGCCUCUGCUGCGUCAUCCUCAUUGUCGCCGUCGUCAUCGGCUACGCCUACCUCAUGCAGAUCGGAAUCGUGCCCCCACUUUGA
Molecule: messenger RNA, 5238 nt
Organism: Guillardia theta CCMP2712
Lineage: Eukaryota; Cryptophyceae; Pyrenomonadales; Geminigeraceae
Exons: 36
Coding region: 1-5238 (1745 amino acids)
Biological process (GO): plasma membrane organization
Source: RefSeq, a predicted model, not a curated record